AUGACAAACCAUAUAUACCAUACGAUCAAUUUAUCUAUCUCGCUCUGUUCAUUAUCUAUCUAUCUAUCUAUCUAUCUAUCUAUCUAUCUAUCUCGGUCUAUUCAUCUAUCUAUCUAUCUAUCUCGGUCUAUUCAUAUCUAUCUAUCUAUCUAUCUAUCUAUCAUCUAUCUAUCUAUCUAUCUAUCUCGGUCUGUUCAUUAUCUAUCUAUCUAUCUAUCUAUCUAUCUAUCUAUCUAUCUAUCUAUCUAUCUAUCUAUCUAUCUCGGUCUGUUCAUUAUCUAUCUAUCUAUCUAUCUAUCUAUCUAUCUAUCUAUCUAUCUCGGUCUUUUUUUUAUUUAUUUAUUCCUCUCUGUCUGGCUGUCUAUCUCUCCCACCCACUUCUCUCUGUCUCUCUCUAUCUUCUUCUUCUUCUUUUUCUUCUUCUUCAUUUUGAGUCAUUUCCUACGCCAUCAGCAACAUCAUUCUCUUUUAUUUCUCCUUUAUUUCUCUGUCGUACCAGCAAGACUCAAGAGUAGUAAAGAUAUAAAUCGAACUCCUUCUGGUUUUCUUAUCCCACCCCACUUAUCCCUCCCUCUCUCUCUCUCUCUCUCUCUCUUUUCUCUCCAUAGUCUUCUCUUUUUUUUUUCUCCCCCUUCUCUCUUUUUCCCAUCGGCUUCUCUCUUUUCAACGCUAGGAUCGAACGUGUGUGUAAAAGAUUCAUUCAGAUAUUUUUCUUUUUCUCUCACUCACUCAUUUAGCCGAUCGUUCAUUCAUUGA
Acanthosepion pharaonis is the source of this 756-nucleotide messenger RNA. NCBI's taxonomy places the organism in Eukaryota, Metazoa, Mollusca, Cephalopoda, Sepiida, Sepiidae. The record is from the annotation of a GenBank genome assembly.